This is a messenger RNA of Heterostelium album PN500, 1296 nucleotides long. RefSeq lists its product as uncharacterized. Lineage: Eukaryota; Evosea; Eumycetozoa; Acytosteliales; Acytosteliaceae. The record is from RefSeq and is a predicted model, not a curated record. The transcript is spliced from 2 exons. The coding region runs from base 1 to 1296 and encodes 431 amino acids.
AUGUCAGAUUCACCACCAAAUUCAAGUAAACCUACAUCACCAACACAAGUGAUAUCGCCACUCUCACUGUCACAGGAGAUCAAUUUUGAAGCGCAACAUCAAGCACAUCAGAAGCAGCAUCAAGAGACUAGAAAUGGUUUGUCGAAUCUAUUGUUACGUGUGCCAAGUCCACCACUGACACCUGGCAUCAUCAGUAGCAGCAACACAAAUAGUAGUGCAAAUAUCAACACCUCCACAACCAUAAACAGUGGUGCAAGUGCUGCCGAGCUUGAUAAUCAACAACAAACUAUAAACGACAAACUAAAGUUAUCAUCUUCAACACCACCAACAACAACCUCUACUACAAAUACAAAAUCUUUAACAUCUUCUUUAAAUUCAUUAGAUAUCAAUAAUAGUAGUAGUAAUCAUAAUAAUAAUAAUAAUAAUAGUAAUACACCAUUUUGUUCGACAUUUGAAUUGUUAGAUAAUAUUACAAAUCAAACAUAUAUUUCAACAACUUCAAAAUCAAGUUUAUCUUUAAAUGUAAAUAAUAAUAGUAAUAGUAAUAAUAAUAGUAAUAGUAGUAGUAGUAGUAGUAAUGGUAGUAGUAGUUUAAAUAUACAUUAUGAUAAUAUUAGAAGACCUUCAACUAUAACAUCUAUAAAGAAAUCUGUACAACAACAACAACAACAGCAACAGCAAAAUGGUGUUGAAACAUCGUCAAUCGAUACAAUGGAUCUGUUGGAUCAAAUCGUUAAUCAAUCUCUGAAUACCUCACCUUAUUCUAUCUCUGCCAAUAUCACACCGGAGAUCACUUCCAUCUCUUCACCGAUCGAAUCAUCUUCUGCCACACCCAUCACCAUCAUCUCACCGACACUAACCAGCGAUAGAUCAACACCACCUCCAAUGACACCCGAUCGUCUUAAAUCAUCAUCUUCAACAACUACAACAACUGCAGCAGCAGCAAAUUCAACAUUGAAUGUCAAUCAUAAUCAUAACAAUGGUAAUAAAGCUGCAGCUGACGCUCAAGAACCAAGAGGAACGCAAACUCACAGAUUCAGAGGUGGUCGAUAUCAAGUCACACAUCGAGACGGAACUGGAGAUAUUCAACCUGAUAGGAAAGAAUCACACUCGAUUCCUCGACGCCAGCAACAAGGAGGUCGCCAACUUCCGACGCGAGAUGGCACACUACCGAUUGGUGUCGCCGCCACCCUCCAACGACUUGACACAGUAUAUCUAUGUGUUGUCCGAGCCGAUGCCUCUGAUCGUGCCACCAAAGAUAACGAUCGUCGUAAUGAUCAUCCCGGGAACCGUUAA